Molecule: messenger RNA, 2109 nt
Organism: Schistosoma mattheei
Lineage: Eukaryota; Metazoa; Platyhelminthes; Trematoda; Strigeidida; Schistosomatidae
Source: the annotation of a GenBank genome assembly
GGGAGAUAAAAAAAAAAAGAAAACCCUAAUUAAACAUUAUUGUUAUUUCGUUUCAGUCAUUUUCUUGAUCAUCAUAUCAUAGAGAUUAAAAACAUAAAUUAUUAACAUUUAUUAACAUGGAGCAUAUUAAAAAGAAAAUGUUGGCAAUGAAAUUAGACAAAGAGAAUGCUGUAGAUGAGGCUGAUCAGCUAGAAGCAAAACUACGUGAAAAAGAAUUAGAAAUGCAAACUAAAGAUGAAGAGGCUGCAGAAGUUAUCAAAAAAAUUCAACAGGUUGACACUGACAAAGAAACUGCACAAACUCAGUUAGCUGAAACUAACACUAAAUUGGAGGAAACAGACAAACGAGCAACUGAGAACAAUCGAAAUCAUACAGAGAAUGUUUCGGAUGUAAUUCAAUCCACCAAAUUCACCCCACGAGUCUCAUUUUACGAUACAUCUCGAGAGUCUAAUGGGCACACCUUGGACGGCUCAAUUGUGAAGAAUCAGGUUCAUAAGAUUAAGCACUUGACACACAAAGGAGUAAGAAGAAGGAAUCAAGACAACUCAAGAAUAAAGGAGGAGCCAAAAAGAAUCAAAACUUUUUUAACGUUACUUUCUUAUGACUGGAGAUUCGGCUACCAGAAUCGGUUGUCGGAUGUGAUAGAAUCUGGAGUUCAUCCAGUGGAAUUACUCGGACCAAGGUUAGAACCUGAGGGUGAAGACCAGGUGACUUUAGAGAGGUAUUCAGAGUGCAGGAAUUUACCAUACGAAGGUACAGAUGAUCCGUUAUUUUCCGAUUAUGGGAGCGAAAGUGACGAUGAAGACGAAUACAUUAAACGGAGACGCAGCUCGAAGUUCAUCGACGACAACUCUGCUAUGGAAGAAGCUUUAUCAGCCGUCUAUCUUAAUUCCGGAACACUCAUAAAGAUGGCAAUCAUUGGUGUUGAGCUGCAAAAUGUUAUCAAAGUUUCCUUACGAAAGGCCGAAGCUGAAGUCGCCUCACUACAGAAGAGAAUUCGACAGCUUGAAGAUGAAUUGGAAUCUACCGAGACUCGUCUUCAAGAAGCUACUGUUAAGCUCGAAGAAGCGAGUAAAGCUGCUGAUGAAAGUGAUCGUGGUCGUAAAGUAUUGGAGAAUCGUACUUUCGCAGAUGAAGAACGUAUCAAUCAGUUAGAAGAACAAUUAAAGGAAUCUACAUUUAUGGCUGAAGAUGCUGAUCGAAAAUACGAUGAGGCGGCUCGUAAGCUGGCUAUCACGGAAGUGGAACUCGAACGGGCUGAGUCUCGAUUGGAAGCUGCCGAAAGUAAAAUUACAGAACUCGAAGAAGAGUUACGCAUUGUUGGUAAUAAUGUAAAAUCUUUGGAGAUAUCUGAACAAGAGGCAGCCCAACGUGAAGAGGCAUAUGAAGAGAAUAUUCGUGAUUUAACUGAGCGCUUAAAAGCUGCUGAGGAUCGAGCUCAAGAAUCUGAACGACUUGUCAAUACUUUACAAGCUGAUGCCGAUCGUCUUGAAGAUGAAUUGGUCACUGAGAAAGAGAAAUACAAAGCACUCAGUGAAGAAUUGGAUUCAACCUUUGCAGAACUUACUGGAAACUAAUUAUCACAUGACUUCUAUCCUGUAUCCUCCUCUCUCUCUCUCUCUCGUUUCUCUUUAUAUUCUCUAAACUGUUACUAAGUGUUUUUUUCGAUCCUUACCCAACUGGCACCUUAAUUCAUUCAAUAUAUUCUGCUUAUAUGAUAUACAAUUAAUUUGUAUCUUAUUAAUGUCUUAUCAUAAAUCAAAAAAACCAAUGAUCAAUUAGUCUUUGAUUAUCAUUUCUCGAAUUCAUUUUCUCCUCCUCCCCCCCCCCAAAUAUUGAUUAUAUCCCAUAUAUAUAUGUGGGAUGUUUUAUUGGAUCAAAAAAAAAAAAACUAAGAUCAAUCAACUUUGUCAAAUUCUUUUCAUUCAUUUUACUUAUGUCACAAUGAUCCAAAUGAUGGUAACAUUUAAUUAUGAUGUGAUGAUUUUUCUUUUCUUUGAAUAAAUCAACCUAUUCCUAGAUUUCCUUAUAUUUAGAACCUUAAAUUUUGAUGGGAAUUACACGUAAUUAUGCAAAUAAAUAUACAUAUACAAUAUACAUUUUCAACUU